Molecule: messenger RNA, 3628 nt
Organism: Siniperca chuatsi (mandarin fish)
Lineage: Eukaryota; Metazoa; Chordata; Actinopteri; Centrarchiformes; Sinipercidae
Gene: mfsd1
Product: major facilitator superfamily domain containing 1
Exons: 16
Coding region: 124-1833 (569 amino acids)
Biological process (GO): transmembrane transport
Cellular component (GO): lysosome
Molecular function (GO): transmembrane transporter activity
Source: RefSeq, a predicted model, not a curated record
AGUAGCUGAGAAUAUGAUAAAAGCAUGUAGAAAUGCAGAAAAUGGUAUUCAUAUCCUUUUUUUCUGGGGGAAGACCCCCAGAUAACCCGCUUUAUUGUGCCCGCCACUUUUCAAACUAAUGUUAUGCUCUUGGGUAAGUUAAAUGAACAAACAUGGCGAGCCACGAAGAUUCCAAGAGGCAUCUGUCUCAAAAGUAAGGUUAAAAAAAAAGUAUCAAAAUCUAUCUUGACGCUUUCGCUGUGCGCGCUCCCGCGAGGUGAUUCAACUUCUCGGCAGGCACGCGCCAAUAUAAACACCGGAUGGCAAGGGCUACAAGCUACAAGGCUAACGCCAUGUGACAUGCCUGCCGGAUCACGUGAUCGAUCUAUGUCUUCCUGGCUGCCGUCAACUUUUCCACCAGCAAAUCCCAAACAAACGAACAUGGCGGACUACGAAGAGCGGCGGAGCCUGCUGGGAGAUGAGGACGAGGGGUCGCUCACCGACAGACAGACAGCCAGAGGACCCGGCAGACCGAUGCCGGCCAUCUGCGACCCCAGCCACCUCCUGCACCGAGUGAUUGUCCUGGUAUUCAUGUGCUUCUUGGGAUUCGGAAGCUACUUUUGUUAUGACAACCCGGCUGCACUUCAAACUCAAGUCAUCCAGGAUCUGAACCUGAACACUGCAGAGUUCAUGCAGCUGUAUGCCUGGUACUCUUGGCCCAAUGUGGUUCUCUGCUUCUUUGGGGGAUUCCUGCUUGACAGGGUUUUUGGCAUCAGGCUGGGAACCAUCAUCUUUUCCCUCUUUGUCUGUGUCGGACAGGUAAUAUUUGCUGUUGGAGCUUUGGUGAAUCAUUUCUGGCUGAUGGAAGUUGGACGUUUCGUAUUUGGUAUUGGAGGAGAGUCCUUGGCUGUGGCCCAGAACACCUAUGCAGUCAACUGGUUCAAAGGAAAGGAGCUCAAUCUGGUGUUUGGCCUUCAGCUGAGCAUGGCUCGAGUGGGCAGCACAGUGAACAUGAACAUCAUGGGCUGGGUGUACAGCAAAGUCGCAGCCCUUGUUGGCUCUCCUGGACACACCGCGCUUGGCGCAUCACUCAUGAUAGCUUCUGUUACCUGCCUCUUUUCACUAAUCUGUGCCUUGGUGUUGGGAUUCCUUGACAAAAGAGCUGAGAAGAUCCUCCACAAAGAAGAAGGCAAAACAGGUGAGGUGAUCAAGCUGACAGACGUGAAAGACUUCCCCUUCACCCUGUGGCUCAUCUUCAUCAUUUGUGUGGGCUACUAUGUUGCCAUUUUCCCCUUUAUUGGACUGGGACAGGUGUUCUUCAUUGAAAAAUUCAACUUCUCCCCAGCUGAAGCCAGAGCGGUCAACAGUAUUGUGUACAUCAUCUCAGCCCCUGCAUCUCCAGUUCUGGGCUUUAUUGUUGAUAAGACUGGGAGGAAUGUGGUUUGGGUAAUAAUUGCUGUGGUCGCCACACUCGCUGCUCACAUGAUGCUGGCCUUCACCUUCUGGAACCCAUGGAUCGCCAUGUCCCUGCUGGGUGUCUCCUACUCCUUACUGGCUUGUGCACUGUGGCCCAUGGUGGCCUUCGUAGUACCUGAGCAUCAGCUGGGGACGGCCUAUGGCUUCAUGCAGUCGAUCCAGAACCUGGGACUUGCUCUCAUUGCCAUGGCAGCAGGAUCCAUCCUAGACACCAGAGGAUACCUGGUUUUGGAAGUGUUUUUCUGCGCCUGCAUCUGCAUUGCACUGAUGGCAGUGGUGAUGCUGUACUUUGUGGAUUAUCUCAGAGGAGGAGAUUUGAACCGGUCAGCCGCAGCCAGAGCGAAACUUCAGAAAGAAGCCACUUCCGCCGCAGAAUGAUGAUGAUGCUGAUGGAACACACAUAGCCCUGGGCUUCAGAGCCAGCAGGCUGCACUGUCCACCCCAGACCUGUCAAUCAAACGCCAUGGGGCGGGACUACGCUACUGACUCCGCCCAGUGCUGUCAUCUGUGGCUCUUCCCACCAGAACUGACUGUCUGGCCCUGGCUAUUACAUAAGCAACUCUGUAUUAAUAGCUUAUUAUGUCCUUAUCAGGACACUGACAAAUGACACAUCUCAGUUUGGACUCCAUAGUUACUCUUUGACUUCUCAUACUGACUUCAUCUCCUCCAAUAUUCGCCCUCCACUGACUCUUGUGUGUCAAACUUCAGCAUGACGUUUUGUAAGUUACAGAACAAAGUUAAGUUGCUUGCAAAGUAUUUUAAACAUUUUAAAUGUUCAGCAGAAGAUGAGACUCUUAUCAUGUGAAACUCACAAUAUAGGAUUCCUAUAUUAAUUCAAUUAUUUUAUAUGUAUUGUAUAUAGGGUUAACUUUGUGGAUGUUUCUUUUUACAAAUUGUUUUCAGCAGGAUUCUGUUACUUGCCUUAUUGCAGACAACUCAGCAGUUAAUUUAUGUACAUAUCAUUUGUCAGCAUUCACAUUAAUUGCCAACCAGAGUCUUCCUUACUGGAUUCUCCUUAGGCAGAGGGAGUUCAUAUUCAAUUUUAAUCAUAUGCGUCAUUGACCUUUUAUGGUGGAUGAUCUCAAAAAGAGCAUAACUCUUGAUUGUUUAAAUCUUUAUUGCCCAAUACUUUUAUAUCUUAAUUACUUUAUCUGCUCUUCACUGGUUUUGGUGGUUCAUAAAAAUGUAUUUUCUGUUGCAUCAUCAAAUAGUACACUACUACAAUAAGAAAGAUAAGAAAAAGAGAGAGGCACACUUUUUUCAAUGCAUUUUACCCAUGUAAUGAUAUUCACAAUUGAAUUUUUUUACCAGAAUCAGGUCCACAUAUAAAUUAUGUUUUGUAGGCUGUGUUUUGCUCGUUUAUCACGCGCAGGUAAUUAAUUUGUUGGAAGCACUGCCCCAAAUUGUUGCUUGCUUCAUCUGAACGAUGAGAAAAAAUAUUCAUGCACUCUGUUUAACUCUCACCAUUCCAGUAAUGGGGAAAGAGAUUUGUUUCCCUGUGUUGCUAUCAGGGUUGGAGACUGGAUGAAAAACAUUCACUACCUCAGAUGGGCAAAUAAGUCAUCAGAAUGUUAAGAGUAACAUAACACCCUCUGAAAAUCUUGUUUUUUCUGACCUCCUAUAGUUAACUUGUCAUUUUGCUGCAGUGAUGUACAGCUGUACUCUAGGGUGUGUCAGUACACUGUGACAACACCUAUCAGUGAUGCUACAUGUUGUCAGAGGUGAAACAGAGAGGGCAGUGAAACACUGCUUUUCAACCAGUUACUUUAAGGAAACCAGUUACUUUAAGGAAAAAGCCCAACAUGUAGGAAGACGGUCAGUAGCAUUGAAGUUGAAAUGUUGUGAUUGCACGUUAAAAUGACCACAGUGUUAUACAGGCAGAAACAUGCUGCUCUCCUCACCUGUCACUCAUUUGCACUAUGGUGUUGUGACAGCAGUGCAGUCUUUGCUAAACUGAGAAUAUUUGUGUUAAACUGCCAAGUGCUGACUGUUAUUGAGCUGUGUACAAGAAAUUUAUGAUUGAGAAAUUACAGAAGAUCCACUGUACAAUCAAAGGUGGUGAGAUUGGAAGGAAAGUCACUUAAAAAAUCUCUUUUUGUACAACCAAGUCACAUUUGACACCAGAUUGUUCAUGGAACAAUGACAUUUAAUUAAAACCAAAUUUUUGAAAGCA